AUGCUAGCGACAGGAGAACGGGGCAUCCAGAUGUCUGGAGGGCAAAAGCAGCGGAUGGCCAUUGCUCGGACAAUGCUGGAAAACCCUCCAAUCAUGAUGUUGGAUGAAGCCACUAGUGCUCUGGAUGCAGAAUCAGAGCACAUUGACCAGGAUUAUAUUAAUAAAGCUUCUACAGGAUGCACAACUAUUUUUGUGGCACGUCAUCUCUCCAUAGCAAAAGCUGCAGACACAAUUGCAGUAGUGCAAGAUGGUUGUAUGGACAUUUUGUUAAAAGGACCUCUUGCCAUGAUUGUAAUGAACAAUGCAAAAUUCUUUUUAAAUUGCUUACCUGUUCAAACUGAAUUAGAAAACAGAGUCUCACAAAGAGAUCAAGAUGCAAUCAUGAAAACAGAGUCUCACAAAGAGAUCAAGAUGCAAUCAUGGUAUGCAGGAUUGGUUCUUGGAACAUGUCAAUUUAUCCUUACAUCCAAAGAGGCUUUAGGAUUUUGGCAUGCAGGGAAGCUUAGACAGCAAGGCUUUAACCUGCGUGGCAAUCAUGAGAAGAAUUGGGCAUAUUAUAGCAGAUGCUGGAAGCAUGAAUUCAGCAUAGCCAAGAGUGUGGAUGCUAUGAAAUCUGUAUUUGUGAUCUUGGACAAAAAUAGUUCCAUAAAUCCAAAAGAUAUUGGAGGAAUUAAACCAGAUAAAAUUGAUGGCACUAUUGAAUUAAGAAAUGUAGAUUUAUCUUAUCCUGCUUGUCCCAAUGUCAUUGUAUUGAAAAAUUUCUGCCUUGAAAUCAAAGCAGGAAGCAGUAUGGCUCUGGUUGGCAAAAGUGUGUGUGGAAAGUUCAGCAUUAUUGGACUCUUGGAGAGAUUCUAUGAUCCUAUCAAAGGACUAGUUUUAAUAGACAAUAAAGACAUUAAAGCAUUCAAUUUGAGGUACUUGAGAUGCUUUAUAGGUCUGGGUGCAAGAGCAACUUUGUCUGCAAGGAGUUUUGGAGAUAACAUUCGGUAUGGUAAGGAAGAUGCAACUGAGGCAGAGAUGCUUGAGGCCGUGAUGACUGCUAAUGCUCAUGGAUUUAUAUGA
Molecule: messenger RNA, 1062 nt
Organism: Cryptomeria japonica (Japanese cedar)
Lineage: Eukaryota; Viridiplantae; Streptophyta; Pinopsida; Cupressales; Cupressaceae
Product: putative multidrug resistance protein
Exons: 5
Coding region: 1-1062 (353 amino acids)
Cellular component (GO): membrane
Molecular function (GO): ATP hydrolysis activity; ATPase-coupled transmembrane transporter activity; ATP binding
Source: RefSeq, a predicted model, not a curated record